AUGCAAUACAGAUACUUGCUCGCCGGUGCCCUUGCCACCUCCGUCGCCGCCUUCUCGAACACCACCGACACUGAACCCCAGACUGUCACCGAGAUUGGCUCCACCAUCCACACCGUGAUCACCAUCACCUCGUGCGAAGACAACAAGUGCAACGAAAAGACCGUCCCCGCCACCCACUCGAUCGUCACCAAGACCAUCGACUCCGUGGAAACCGUCUACACCACCUUGUGCCCCAUCGAAACCGGCAAGCAACCCGCCCCUGCUCCUGGUCCUACCGGUGAACAAGGUCAACCCCCCGCUGAAGGUGAAAAGACCACCGAAGGCCAACCCCCUGCUCCUGCUCCCACUGGCGAACAAGGCCAAGGUAAACCCCCUGCCCCUGCCGCCCCUGAGAACAACAACAACAAGUCUCAACCCCCCGCCCCUGCUCCCACUGGCAACGCCAGCCAAGGUCCUGCUCCUCACUCCUCUGCCCCUGCCCCUGCUGCCCCUGCUGCCCCCGAGAACAACAACAACAAGUCUCAACCCCCCGCCCCUGCUCCCACCUCGGCUGCUGAGGAAACCAAGGCCCCUGCUCCUGCUCCCACUGGCAACGCCAGCAAAGGCCCCGCUCCCCUUACCACUGCUACCACUGUUGCUGGCCCCGAAAAGUCUGCCCCCAUUCAACAACAACAACAAACGUCGGCUCCGGGUGUCCCUGAAGUGUCGGGUGCUCUCGAAGGUGCUGCUAACGCCAACAAGCUCGGUUUCGCCAUGGGUGCCAUUGGUUUGAUCGCCGCUUUGUUGUAA
Molecule: messenger RNA, 789 nt
Organism: Diutina rugosa
Lineage: Eukaryota; Fungi; Ascomycota; Pichiomycetes; Serinales; Debaryomycetaceae
Exons: 1
Coding region: 1-789 (262 amino acids)
Source: RefSeq, a predicted model, not a curated record